Ruditapes philippinarum (Manila clam) is the source of this 1886-nucleotide messenger RNA. Its product is annotated as heat shock 70 kDa protein 12A-like. Gene Ontology annotation, molecular function: ATP binding; ATP-dependent protein folding chaperone. Lineage: Eukaryota; Metazoa; Mollusca; Bivalvia; Venerida; Veneridae. The record is from RefSeq and is a predicted model, not a curated record.
UGAAAUAAAACCACACAAGGAAGUAAAUUGCCUCAAUUCUAUGAAAUAAAAAUACGGAAACUAAAUGCAUUUUACCCAGCUAAACAGUGGAUAUUGAUGAUACGAAAGUAAAACAUUGAAAUAUGACACAGCAAAUGCUACAGUCAAAAAUUGGCGGGAAUGCAGCGCCCUCAAUCCUUGUAGCAGCAAUUGACUUCGGCACUACAUACUCUGGUUGGGCGUUCUCCUUCAAACAUGAGUUCGACUCGGAUCCCAUUAAAGUGUCGGCAAAACAGUGGACUGGAGGUCAGUUGGUGUCUUCUAAGGGACCGACGUGUGUUUUAAUAAAACCAGACGGAAAAACUCUUCAUUCUUUUGCUUUUGAUGCAGAAACCAAAUAUGCAGAGUUAGCGGAAGAAGGUGAACACAAAGACUGGUAUUUCUUCAAACGGUUUAAGAUGAUGUUAUUUGGCAAAAUCGGCAUACAACGCAACAUCAUGCUUGAAGACGCUACAGAGAAGAAACUUCCGGCAAAAACUGUCUUCUCAUUGGCCAUACGGUUUCUCAAAGAUGAUCUCUUAUCCAUGUCUAAACAACGUCUGAAUGACGGAGGACUUGACGUCAAUGACAUUCACUGGGUUCUCACUGUUCCCGCCAUUUGGAACGAUGCAGCCAAACAGUUUAUGAGAGAAGCAGCCGAGACUGCUGGGAUUCCAGGAGCAAAUCUUACCAUAGCUUUAGAACCAGAGGCGGCGUCUUUAUAUUGUCGACAUCUGCCGGUAGAACGUCACGUGGGGACCGAUACAAAAGCAAAAUUCUCUCUUGCCAAGUUUAAAGCUGGAACGAAAUAUCUUGUCUUAGAUGCCGGUGGAGGCACUGUUGACAUCACUGUUCACGAGGUGAUGGAAGAUGCGAAACUAAAAGAGCUACAUAAAGCGAGCGGUGGUGCAUGGGGUGGAACAAAAGUUGAUGAAGCUUUCAGACAAUUUAUCAUCAAACUUGUUGGUGGUCCAGUUGUGAAGAAGUUUCAAGAAAAGCACAUGGAAGAUUAUCUGGAAAUAUUUCGUGACUUUGAGAUAAAGAAGAGGGAUAUAGGACCGUCCAGAUCAGGGAAAAUUACAAUCCGUAUGCCUAUAUCUCUAAUGGAAUUGUUUGAACAAUACACAGACGAGACAUUAAAAGAAGCAAUUCCACAAACCAUCUUUGCUAAUCAGAUAUCAAUUACAGGAGACAAAAUGCGAGUGGACGUCUCCGUUUUCAAGAAAUUUUUCCAGGAACCAGUUGACAGUGUAAUAGAACAUGUUGGAAAUCUGUUAAGGGAACCUUCUGUAAAAGGCUGUGUAGCGAUUGUCAUGGUUGGCGGAUUUUCUGAGUCACCGAUGCUACAGGAAACGGUAAAAACCCAGUUCCCUAGUGUCAAGGUCAUCGUCCCUGAUGAAGCCGGAUUGGCUGUUUUGAAGGGCGCUGUGAUAUAUGGUCAUUGCCCCCAAAUUAUUGCUGAACGGGUUAGCAAGUUUACAUACGGGGUAGAAUGUACACAAUCAUACGUAAAAGACCGUCAUCCCGAACACAGGAAAAUUAAAAACGAAGAUGAUGAAUUUGAAGUUGAAAAUGUUUUUAAUAUAUAUGUGAAAGCUGGUCAGAAAAUAAGAAUAGAUGAGGAGUUUAAAGACGAAUAUCGCGUUGCACGAGCGGAUCAAGACGGGAUGUCAGUCAUCUUCCAUUAUACAGUAAAACCAGAUCCAAUGUUUAUUGACGAAACUGGUUGCAAUAAACUAGGGACUAUGCAAGUUGAUGUACCAGGAUACGGGAAAGAUAGAAAAGCGAUAGUAAGUCUAAGAUUUGGUAAGACGGAAAUUGAAGCAUCAACAAAAGUCAUUCAUACAGAUAAAGUAACAACAACCAAA